This is a messenger RNA of Akanthomyces muscarius, 2838 nucleotides long. RefSeq lists its product as uncharacterized. Gene Ontology annotation, molecular function: hydrolase activity, hydrolyzing O-glycosyl compounds; chitin binding. Lineage: Eukaryota; Fungi; Ascomycota; Sordariomycetes; Hypocreales; Cordycipitaceae. Bases 1 to 2838 code for a protein of 945 amino acids. The transcript has 10 exons. Gene Ontology annotation, biological process: carbohydrate metabolic process. The record is from RefSeq and is a predicted model, not a curated record.
AUGUGCGGCACUGUCCAACCGGAAACAGUUGCGCAACCCCACGGCUCGGAUCUGGCUUCCCUCAGGCCGUGUCAUCUGGAUUGCUGCUGCAAUGUCUGGGGCUUCUGUGGUACCACGGAUGAGUUCUGCGGACCAGUGCCGGCUAGGCAGGCGCCCAGUGCUCCGCAGCCCGUCGCCAAACCAGGGUGCAUCUACAAUUGUGGUGCUGGCAUUGCCAGGACUGGGUUGCCCCCAUCUUCUUUCAUCAGCAUUGGUUACUUUGAGGGCUACGGUAUCUCUCGAAGAUGCGAUGGCCUCGACAUCCAAGAUAUUGACACGAGCAAAUACACUCACAUCCACUUUGCUUUUGCUACUAUGACACCAGAAGAUUAUCAAGUUGACAUGGCACCCAUAGUCAAUCAGUACUACUAUUUCAAAAGAUUGAACAGUACAAGGAGGAUUCUGUCCUUUGGCGGUUGGAUGUUUUCUCCCGACAAAGACGCGUAUAGAGUAUUUCGGGAGGGGGUCCUCGGCGCGAAUCGUGAUUUAAUGGCACAGAAUAUCGCCACUUUUAUCAUGUGCGAAGGCUUAGAUGGCGUUGAUAUCAACUGGGAGUACCCUUCAGCACCCGAUGCCCCCGCUAUCCCUACGUCAGACCCCAGAGAAGCUGAGAACUACUGCCUCUUUUUACAAAAGCUUCGGUCAACUCUCCCAUCCGACAAAAGCGUUUCUUUCGCAGCGCCUGCUUCCUUUUGGUACCUUCACGGCUCACUGGCAGCCAAAAUCAUCAGCUUCGUAGAUUACGUCGUUUAUAUGACUUAUGAUCUUUACGAUCAGAGAGAUUUCGGCGACAUGUGGGCGGAUUCAGGAUGCCCUGGUAGAAAGUGCCUACGCUCCCACCUAAACGCCACCGAGACACUAAACGCUCUGUCUAUGAUCACAAAAGCCGGUGUUCCAAGAAAGAAGAUUGCUGUCGGCGUUGCGAGCUACGGCCAAUCAUUCCAAAUGACUGACCCUCAGUGCACCGGCCCUACGUGCACCCAUACAGGAAACGCAUCUGGUUCUACUCCUGGACGUUGUACCAAUACUACAGGCUAUAUCAGCAACGCCGAGAUCCGUGACAUACUGGAAAACAAUCCAACUGCAAGAAAGUUUAGUGACGGGGAGAAAGCCGACGUCUUGGUCUACAAUGGUGAUCAGUGGGUUUCAUUCAUGGAUAGUGAUACCAAGGCAAGACGCACCAACAUGUAUAGAGCCAUGAACUUUCUCGGAACGGCUGAUUGGGCAAUAAGUCUUGACGAUCUCGGUGUCUUCCAUGAUAAUGACGAUGACGACGAAGGCUCAGAUGACCUUGGUCUGGGUAGAUUCCCCGACUUAGUCUUCGAAGUGAAAGAUGAAGAGAUUAAGAAAAAAGACCGUGCGCCGAGUCUUCCUAACGAGCAGCAAAAAGAGACUGCACCGCCCUUGGCCAUCGCCGCCACAGCCAUGUGGCCAAUGGACAAUUGGGGCGGUGAAAUGUCGCUGUAUAGCGGUGGGACGCUACCUGAGCUCUCGGUGGCGGAAAAAGAAGCUGCAGAGGCAGAGGAGGCAGCCUGGCACGCUGAGAUGUCAAGGAAGCAGAAAUGGUUCGAAGAAAACUUCGACCCUGCCGCCGUAGAUCCAGUGGACUUUACGCCACUGUUCGAUGAAGGGGAAUUAACGCACAAAGUUAAAUUCCGCUGCGAGGAGGGCGCGUGGUACUCGACGAUUCAAUGCUCGCUGCGGUGCCAAGGGGGGCUGUGCACUGAAACAUAUGAUGGUAAAGUCGUCUGCAGUAGCUGCAACGCGACUACAGAUGAGCAGCCGUACAAGAGAGAAGAGUUUCGCGACGCUUUUGCCGACAGCAGCAUGAGCGACUGGAAGGUUUACAGCGGCCAGUUCGAUGUAUCGGCUGCCGGUCUUAGCGCCGAAGCGGCCGCAGAGGGCGAGGCCAUCGUCUACAGUCACAAAAUGGCCGACUUUACCUUUGAAGCCGACCUCACGUUCCCAUCCGCGGGAGCCGGCGGCGAUGCUGGCCUCGUGUUUCGCGCGACGCAUCCAGACUCGUACGGUGCCGGCUCUUACUACGCGGGCCUCAACCCAAGCAGCGGAGAAUUGUUCCUCAGCCGCAUGCCCGACAACGUGCAGCUAGCCUCGGCCAAGAUGGCCACGCAAGCCAGAGGAACCAUUCACAUCAAGGUGCAGGCCGUCAACGAGACCAUCUCGGUGUAUGUCGGCGACGCGAGCACUGCCCAUCUUGUGCAGAAAGAUGCCACCUUUGAGAGCGGCUUCAACGGCGUGCGGGUGCAAAAUUCUAGUGCGACUUUUACCAAUGUCGAAAUGAUCCCCGUGGUGAGGCAGCGAGGGAUCCUUGACAACUGCAGCAGUUUCUAUCGCGCAGUGGCGGGAGACACCUGCCAGGCAAUUGCUGACAAGCAUGACUCGAUAUCGCUCGCCCAAUUACACUCCUGGAAUCCUGCAUUACAACACGACUGCUCAGGCCUCAAGACGGACUACUUUUACUGUGUAGCAAGGGAGGACAACUUUCGCCUCCUGACAAAGUACAACAGCGACUGCAGCGGCGCCGUGCACAAGGAAGUAGCUCUCAGCGGCAACGAGGGCAGAUGCAUUGAUACCGGAUGCGCCGUCGCUUCCCUAGACAUUGCUGGUGGCGGCGACUGUCCUAGCGGACAAGUGCAGAUCAGUUACUGGGAGCAGCCCGGCUGCGCUGGCAGGUGGUUCGGCUACGGCUACACAAGCCGCGACACCUGCAGCGCCCUCUGGACCAACGGAUGGAAGUUUGGUUCGCUACACCUGCGAUGCGCCGACCCGCAUCUGUGA